CCGACAGCGACGAUGAGAAUCCUCCCAGCGAGACUCAGGUAUAUUACCCAUCCCUUUUCCCCUUCGCCCUGUUUGGCUACUAGUCAAAUGUUCCGUAUCAUGUUUGAGUUUUUCUCUCUGCCUCUUCGCCUUUGCGAUCUAGCAUCAGCCUGCCUUCCACCCCCGCUUGUACCCCGCCGCCUGUUCUUGAAUUGUUGCUGGUCUGGCCCGGUCCACAUCCGCACCACUCACCAAGCAACCCAGGGUAUCUCAUGGCAACCACCAUCAUCGUGCCUAUAUUUGUAUCUCCGUGUCGAGUUCCUGACAUUUUUUCGAGCCUAUUGCUAACCUAAUGCGUCUAGCUUAAUGAGGACCUCCCGCAAAUGGUUGCUGGAGUCUUCUCGGACCAGAUUGACCUCCAGAUCCAGGCGACAACAAAAUUCAGGAAAUUGCUGAGCAAGGAGCGCAACCCCCCUAUCGAGGAGGUCAUCAAGACUGGCGUCGUGACCCGAUUUGUCGAGUUCCUACGUUCGCCCCAUACCCUCGUUCAGUUCGAGGCCGCCUGGGCCCUCACCAACAUCGCUUCCGGCUCCGCACAACAGACUCAGGUGGUCAUUGAGGCGGGUGCCGUGCCUAUUUUUGUCGAGCUUCUCAACAGCCCCGAACCAGAUGUCCGUGAGCAGGCCGUCUGGGCGCUGGGCAACAUUGCCGGUGACAGCCCUCAGUGCAGAGAUUACGUCCUCAGUCAGGGUGCUCUCCGCCCUCUGCUCGCCUUGCUCGGAGAUAGCCGCAAGCUGAGCAUGUUGAGGAACGCCACCUGGACCCUGAGCAACUUCUGCCGCGGCAAGACGCCCCAGCCGGAUUGGAAUACGAUUGCUCCUGCUCUCCCCAUUCUUUCCAAGCUCGUUUAUUCGCUUGACGACGAAGUGCUGAUUGACGCCUGCUGGGCAAUUUCGUACCUGUCAGAUGGCUCAAACGAUAAGAUCCAGGCUGUCAUUGAAGCUGGCAUUCCGCGUCGUCUCGUUGAGCUCUUGAUGCACGCAUCAACCUCUGUCCAGACACCUGCCCUUCGCUCUGUUGGCAACAUUGUCACCGGUGACGAUGUGCAGACCCAGGUUAUUAUCAACUGUGGUGCCUUGCCAUGCCUGCUUUCCCUGUUGAGCUCUAACAAGGACGGCAUUCGGAAGGAGGCUUGCUGGACCAUCUCCAACAUAACUGCUGGGAACUCUGCCCAGAUCCAGGCCGUGAUCGAUGCCAACAUCAUCCCUCCUUUGAUCCACUUGCUUUCAAAUGGAGACCUCAAGACACGCAAGGAAGCAUGCUGGGCGAUUAGCAAUGCCACGUCGGGUGGCCUGCAGAAGCCCGACCAGAUCCGGUACCUGGUGUCGCAGGGCUGCAUCAAGCCGCUCUGUGACCUCCUUGCCUGCCCUGACAACAAGAUCAUCCAGGUUGCCCUCGAUGGUUUGGAGAACAUUCUGAAGGUUGGAGAACUCGACAAGCAGGCUGCAGGCGAUGGGCCCGACUCCGUCAAUCGUUAUGCCCUCUUCAUUGAGGAGUGCGGUGGCAUGGAGAAGAUACACGAUUGCCAGACGAACGCCAACGAGGAGAUCUACAUGAAAGCUUACAACAUCAUUGAAAAGUACUUCUCGGACGAAGAUGAGAUCGCCGACGAGGCAAUGGGCCAGCCUGGACAGCAGUUUGGCUUCGGCGCGAACGGGGCGCAACAGAGCGGCGGGUUCAACUUUGGGGCUAACGGCACGGAGUCCAUGGAUAUGUAGGCGGUCUCUGCUUCAACUUGGACAAUGGCAGGAGGACGAGGGAUCAUGACUGCCGGUCUUGACCACGCCAACACAAACUUCUUUGAUUGUGCGAGCCACCGACCGCUGCCUGUUUUGCUUAAGUUUUGCAACACUGGCUCUUCCCGCCGUACCCUUCAGUCCCGGCUAUCACAGCACGACGCAGAAGGCCUAUGCGAUGGGCUAAAACCACACAAUCUCCUACAUACCCCAAAUCAUUCUUCCACACCCCCUCCACAACGCGUUAUCAUCC
This is a messenger RNA of Canariomyces notabilis, 2028 nucleotides long. RefSeq names its product ARM repeat-containing protein. Lineage: Eukaryota; Fungi; Ascomycota; Sordariomycetes; Sordariales; Chaetomiaceae. The record is from RefSeq and is a predicted model, not a curated record. Gene Ontology annotation, molecular function: nuclear import signal receptor activity; protein binding. The transcript is spliced from 2 exons. Gene Ontology annotation, cellular component: nucleus; cytoplasm; nucleoplasm. Gene Ontology annotation, biological process: NLS-bearing protein import into nucleus. Bases 363 to 1757 code for a protein of 464 amino acids.